Messenger RNA from Micromonas pusilla CCMP1545, 567 nucleotides. RefSeq lists its product as uncharacterized. Lineage: Eukaryota; Viridiplantae; Chlorophyta; Mamiellophyceae; Mamiellales; Mamiellaceae. Gene Ontology annotation, molecular function: protein methyltransferase activity. The coding region runs from base 1 to 567 and encodes 188 amino acids. The record is from RefSeq and is a predicted model, not a curated record. Gene Ontology annotation, cellular component: mitochondrial matrix. The transcript has a single exon.
AUGGGCGACGGGUGGGACGCGCGCCACGGCGCCAUCCUCGGCGUCGACACCCCCGACACGAUCGCGCUCGUCACCGCCGCGGAUCUCGUCGCGCCGCGCCCGUGCGAGCUCGUCCCGGAGCUGCCGAUGUACCUCGUGAACCGCGGCGACGACAUCUUGGAGCUGUGGGAGCGCGUGGAGUCGUUCGUCGCGGCGAGCGCGUCGUCGGAUUCAUCGUCGGAUUCGUCGGAUGCGUCGUCGUCGGUUUCUUCGUCGUCGCGACCCGAGCUGCACCCUCCCUACUUCGCCGUGCCGUGGGCGGGGGGGCAGGGCGUCGCGCGGUACGUGCUCGACAACCCGGAGUGCGUCGCGGGGAAGAGGGUCCUGGACGUCGGCAGCGGAUGCGGCGUCGCCGCGCUCGCGGCAGCGGCGGCGGGCGCGGCUGAGGUGACGGCGAACGACGUCGAUCCGUUGGCGUCCGUGGCGUUUCGCGCCAACGCGCGGCUGUGCGGUCUCUCGGGCGCGUCCUCGUUUCACACUGAAUGGUCCCCAUACGACCGCGUUCGCGUGGUGAACGCCGUUUCUUAA